GGGCACGGAGGUUGGGGUCGCACCCCCGAAACGAGCACUUCUCAAUUUUUAAUUUUUUUUUCUUCCAGGUGACACGGCAUCCCUUCAGGCUGUGUAACGGACCAGCUCCUUGUGGAGCGACUGGGCGAGGAGCUGGGAGCGACCUCUCAGGAUGGGAGGCCGGCGGUCUCCAUUAGAACUGGGCUUACCGCAGCAGGCAAAGUUAAGGGGUGACCUCGGGGUAUCCGAAGAGGAUGAGGAGCUCGAGGGUUUCAGGCGGGAGGCGGCAGUCCUGCGUGAGAAGCUGUGGGAGGCUCUCAGUCGUACAUCUGGUAACAAAAGGCAGUCCAGUUCUUUGAUUGACCUCACCUCGGACAGUACCUGGGAUCAGCAAAAGCCUCAGUUGUUCCCUAAAUCCCGCCUGAGGCCAAAAAGUGCUUCAUCUCCCUGGAUUCCUUCCAUCACCAUCCCUCAGCCCUUCGAAAUGACACUGCGGGAAGCUCGCAAAAAGUCCCAGUUGAUGAAGUCAUACAUGUUUCUUGAACUAGACAAACAGAGAGACAAAAGGCAAAGCCAGGAUGAAGCUGAAUGUCAGAAACAAUUCCGGGCACAGCCUGUACCUGCCCAUGUGUUUCUGCCCCUUUAUCAGGAAAUAAUGGAGCAGAAUGAGAUUCGCAGGCAAAUAGCAACACAGAAAAGAAAGGAGCUGCUACUUUCAACCCAGCGGCCCUUCAGUUUCCUGGAGAAGGAGGAGAAAAAGAAAGAAGCUAUCAGACAAAAGUUCCUGGCGGCAGCAACCCUAAAGGAGAGCUCCAAACAGAAGCAAGCCAGUAAAAAAGUUCCUAAAUCUACUUAUGGUCCACUUCUUGGAGAUAAACUCAAAGAAGCUGAACUCUACAGAGAAGUCCGCAUUCAAAUGAGAGCCAAGGAUUUGCUUGAGAGCUCUGUGGCUCUUAUAGAUACUAGCAACUGUCGGAGGGAGCCUCAGACCCGAACUGCCACUAAAACUAAGCAGGAGAGACUUGGCUUCUUGCAGGACAAAAGUUUCAGCUUCAAGCCAAGGAUUAAUCCGACAAUUCCAGAUUUUGAAGGACUUUACUGGGCAUUUCAGAGGGAAGCAGUAAGGAGACAAGAAAUCAAAGAGGCAACUCGUAAUAAGCCAUUCAAGCUAAGAACCUCCAAUCUCCGUGGCAGGCAGAGGCAGGCUAAUGAAAAGAUAAAGGAUUCUCAGCAACUUUCCAAGGUUUCACUGCAAAAAAGUCAUUCUCUGACCGGACUUUCCGCCCUCUCUUCCAACACCCUUCCAGUGCAUAUUACAGAUGCAACUAGAAAAAGGGAAUCUGCUAUUAGAUACUCCCAAGAAAAUAAAAAGGAAGGGGCCAAAGAAGGAAUUUAUUGGCUGGACAAACACAAAAAGAAAUGUCAAGCUAUCCAAAAGUCAGUGAACAGCCGAGCAAAAGCCCUGGAUCCGCAUAAAAGUCUGGAGGAAACAUACAAGGAGAAGUUGAAACAGAACUGGCAAAAUAUGAGAGAGAGAACAAAGGAAUACAGAAAGGAGCUGGAAGAAAUGCAGCUGCGAGUCAAGAACAGACCAUACCUCUUUGAACAGGUCACCAAGCAUGAUGCUCGUCAAGGAGCAGAGCGUCGCUACAGACACACCCUCCAGCAGGUUGGGCUAAGUGAAGAAUUUGUAAGGGAAAAAGGGAAAGAUGCCACUGGCUUGCUGGAAGAAGAAUCUGACGUUCACAGAGCACCCAAGCCUCGGGGUGAAAAGGACGACUGUACUGUACAGGAAGGAGAACCUCAAGAGGAACAGAGAAGAAAGGAAAUGGCAACAUGAGAUCUAGCAGAAGAAUCCAUUGAUCAUCCCUUGAUCUUUUUUAAUUCAAGAUUUUCCACGUUAAACCUUGGGAACUUUCUGGUUUAGGCUGACACUUAAGAAUUGCUCUGAGUGAGUGAGAUGUGAGAACUUAGUAAAGGAAAAAAAGACCAACUGUUGUUUAGAGCAUGUCUUGUACAACCCAGCAAACCCUGCAGCCUUCACAAGUGUUCCAUGUGUGAGCCAUUUCUCUUUCUUUAAUGGGCAACAAAACAAGUUAAAAAGGUUGAAGCACUAUCUUUGGAUAACAGUAGAUACAAGAGAUUGAGGAGGUACAUCCUCUAGUGUCAGCUCCUUGUGUUCGUGCCACAGAAGUACACAGAAAGGGGAGAGUGCCUUUCAGUGUGCUAAACCUUGGUUUACACAUAUAUGUGGUAGAAUGCUUUUAAACAAGGUACUUCUAAAAAAAAAAAAAAAUUGCAAGA
Egretta garzetta (little egret) is the source of this 2283-nucleotide messenger RNA. RefSeq names its product FAM161 centrosomal protein B (gene FAM161B). Lineage: Eukaryota; Metazoa; Chordata; Aves; Pelecaniformes; Ardeidae. The record is from RefSeq and is a predicted model, not a curated record. Gene Ontology annotation, biological process: cilium organization. The coding region runs from base 152 to 1819 and encodes 555 amino acids. Gene Ontology annotation, cellular component: cilium. The transcript is spliced from 8 exons.